AAAUGAGCACUUAAAUGACAAAAGUAGAUAAAGAUUAAGUAAAAAUUAAUAGCAAAAUCACUCUCCAAUCUCAAUGCAGCAGGAGUACCGUGCUGUUACGUUUGGCCUUCCUUUUUUGGCUUCACGUGGGCUUGCACAAAAUUUAUUCCUAUUGAAGUCAGUUACUACUAAAAUAUGAUCAAUUCAGUCUGCAUCGGAGAAAUACGUUGGACUAACGAGGAUAAGAAACAUUAUAAAAGGGAGGUGACUGACGAAGUACAACCCACUAAAGAGCCGUUGCAAUAAGAAAAAGAAAGGGAACAUAUUCCAAUUUUCUCUUCAGAUCCUCCGUCAAUGGAGAAGGAAACCAAGGUCUGUGUGACAGGAGCAGCAAGCUUCCUUGGUUCUUGGCUUGUCAAAAAGCUCCUAGAAAAGGGAUACACUGUCCAUGCGACGUUAAGGAAUCUGGGAGAUCCGUAUAAGGUUGGGCUUCUUAGUAGCCUCCCGAAUGCAGGGACCAAAUUAAGGUUGUAUGAAGCUGACGUGUAUAAUCUCGGUUUGUUCAAACAAGCAAUUGAAGGUUGUGAAUAUGUGGUCCAUAUGGCCACCCCCCUGCUCCAUCAACCCCUCAGUUCUCAGUUCAAAAAUACAUCCGAGGCUGCAGUUGCUGGAGUGAAGAGCAUUAUGGAGUUGUGCAUUAGAUCAGGAACUGUGAAGCGACUCAUUUACACAGCCUCUGUGACGGCCGCAUCACCUAUAAAAGAAAAUGGAAAGGGCUUCAAAGAUCGGAUGGACGAAUCCUGUUGGACUCUCCAAGAAAUAGCACUUCCCUACAGUAACGAGUUGUUGGUGGGAUAUACAUGCUCAAAAACACUUUCCGAGAAAGAAUUGUUGAGGUAUAACGGAGAGCUAGAGGUUGUGAGCCUCGUUUGUGGCUUAGUGGGAGGGAAAACACUUCUCUCUAGCAUGCCUGAAAGCAUGGGAGUGCUCAUUUCACAAGCAGCAAAGAACAAAAGGAGGUAUCGCACUCUAAGGUUUUUGGAGGAAUUGUUGGGAAGAGUCCCAAUUUUGCACAUUGAAGAUGUUUGCAAUGCUCUCAUUUUUUGCCUGGAGAAGCCCUCUAUCAAAGGCAGGUUUCUCUGUGCCAGCGCGUACUUGAGCUCUGCAGAUAUUGCGAGCCACAGUCGAAAACUUUAUCCACAUAUCGAGAUAAAUGAAGAGUUUGUGGAGAACUUAGGGAGGGAAAUCUCUUGGGGCUCUGCGAAGCUGGAAGAAGUUGGAUUUGGUUACAAAUGUGAUGUCAAAAUGAUACUAGAAGACAGUAUCAACUGUGGGCUGAGGCUAGGUGAAUGCGGUUUACAUUUUCCUGCAACCCGUUAGGAGCCAUCCUCUCGGAUUUUCGUUUCUAAUUUAUCUAAUGCCAGAUACUCUGCUCUGGACGGAUGAACCUAUGUACUUGCCACAAUGAUGAGAUAGCUGCAGAAAAGCUUUUUUUUUUAA
Molecule: messenger RNA, 1479 nt
Organism: Theobroma cacao (cacao)
Lineage: Eukaryota; Viridiplantae; Streptophyta; Magnoliopsida; Malvales; Malvaceae
Product: NADPH HC-toxin reductase 1-like
Molecular function (GO): oxidoreductase activity, acting on the CH-OH group of donors, NAD or NADP as acceptor
Source: RefSeq, a predicted model, not a curated record